Messenger RNA from Triticum turgidum subsp. durum (durum wheat), 474 nucleotides. The record is from the annotation of a GenBank genome assembly. NCBI's taxonomy places the organism in Eukaryota, Viridiplantae, Streptophyta, Magnoliopsida, Poales, Poaceae.
AUGGACGUGGCCAGUGGUGAUGCACGGUCGCCGAUCAAGUUGAUAGAGCUGCUGCUUAAGCUAUCUUCGCCGGCGGCGUCUAGCAGGGUGAUCGGCAAGAACAAGCGGGUGCAGCUGCAGGCCGCCGGCGGCGCCUACGAGUGCCGGACGUGCGGCCGCCGGUUCGCCACGUUCCAGUCGCUGGGCGGCCACCGGACCAGCCACAAGCGGCCGCGGGUGCGCGCGCACGGCCUCGAUCUCCUGCUCGGCGCGCGCCCAGGCAAGGCCAGGGCCGCGGUGCAGCUGCACCGCUGCGGCACGUGCGGCCAGGCGUUCCCCACGGGGCAGGCGCUCGGCGGGCACAUGCGCCGCCACAGGCCGGCCGUGGCCGCCGCGACGUGGACGGAGACGGCCACGUCGUCGUCGACCUCGUGCCUCUCUGUGUCUGGUCAGCAUGACGAUGCCGAUUGGCCUACUUUAAUACAGUUUAUAUGA